CCCCUCUCUCUCUCUCUCACACACACACAAACCCUUUCCAUGGACCCACCCUAUAAAGUGACCAUACAAUGGUGGCCUGUGGCCUGCGUCUGAAGGCUGGUUUGCCUCCCGGACAGGUGUGUGAACACUGGGGCCCGGGGCCUUGCAGGGUGGUGAGGGUCUCCCCCUCGCCCUCACCCCCUGUCCCAGUCAGUCUGUGUCCCCCUGCCCUGGGGCCGGAAGGCCGGGAGGAGCCGGACGUAGGCCUGGCCUCGGAGGAUCCGAGUGCCCCGGCCCUCCUGCCAACGGGUGGAGGGCUGGGGAGCUCCGAGCCUGGCCCUGGCACGGCGACUCGGCGCAACGGAGCGAGGACCAGCCGGCGCAAGCGUGACGUGGUGCUCUCGAUGGUCCACAGUGUCCACAACCACGUGUCCAAUGACAGGAGGUUCAACGGGGCAGAGAGCAUCAAGUCAGCCUGGAACAUGGGGGUGGUGAAGUUCUUGCUGGAGAGGUUGAAACGGCAGCUGUCGGCCAGCCCGCACCCCCGGCCCUACACCGACAAGGAGCUGAAAGGUGCCUGUGUCGCCUAUUUCCUCACCAAGAGGCGAGAGUACCGCAACGCCAUGAACCCCCACAGAAGCCUGAAGGAGCGCGAGGAGAAGAAACUGCGGAGCCGGAGGUACCGGCUGUUUGCCUCUCGGGCGGCCAUGGUGCGCUUGUUCAGCCUGGAGGACCAGCAGCUGUGGGAGGGGGCCAGCGAGGAGCUGAUGUCGGACGAGGAGGACAGCCCGCUGGAGCCGGGCGUCUGGGUCGCCCGCAGCCCCCGCUUCCGCUCGCCCCAGCUCACUGACCUCUGUCGGCGGCUGGACGCCAGCUCCCGGCACGGCCUGCGGCCCAACCGACUGGUGGGCCCCCCCUCCGAUCGCCUGCCCUCCCUGCCCCUCCCUUUGAACUUCCCACUCCCACUCCCCCCCCAGGCCGAAGGGAGGCCGCCCUGCAUCCAGGUGAAGGUGGAGGGAGAUGAGUGAAUACCGGGAGCUGGAGAGUGGUGGGGGGGGGGGGGGGGUCCUCAUCUCUCCCAAGUCUCUGGUGAGGAAGACGAAUGCGAGAAGCGGAGACGUAGAGUGUGUAGUGAAGGAAGUGUGUCACGGAGAUGGGGAGGGAGGGGUCAUUGAAACGGGGAGAAGCCCUUAGAAAGGCAGGGAGGGAUCAUGGAAUCGGGGACCACUGAGGAUGGGGAAGGGUGCAGGGGGGGUGGGGUGGCUCCCAUAUGGAAUGCAUUGUGCGCAUUGAGUCUCAAUCCCAGCUCCCACCUAAACCACCACUCCCCACCCCCUUUCCCUCGAAGCCACGCGGUCUCUCAGUGACUGAAAUCCUCCCGCGCACAUACCCUUUGUUGUGCGCAACUGGAAUUUUCUUUUGUAUAAUGUUAAUAUAAUUUUGAAAUUCCGCUAAUAUAAUUUUGAAAUCCAUGUUAAUACUGAAUUGUGAAGUACUCUGUAAUUAAUUAUGUGCCAAUGAAUAUAAUCCUUAAUUUUUCUAAAUAAUAAAUGUACCAUGGCCUUUUCUUUGGAAAAUUUUAGAGCUUCAGAGAUUUACAUUAUCCAUGUUUCAAGUUACAACACUGUUACAAAUUUUAACAAUAAACACAGAAUGGGAGUCGGGACCUCAUCGUUAAUAAACCAUCAGCCCGCUGAACACCGACGCCAUCUAGUCGAAUGCCCAGCAUCGACUGACUGCCUGGCAUCGUUCACUUGUUCGGUGAGUUGUGGUUUAAUGUGGGAAAAUUCAGUAUACUAAUUUUUCUUUGGGAUAAGCAAUCUUUCAAAAGAAAAACACGAUAUUAUAGGUAAUUUUAAAUGAAUAUUGUUAGAGCAAAAUAAACUUUAAAAGUGCGGCACUACUUUCAGGCCUUGUAAAGAUUUCCCGCUCAGCGUAUGGUUGGUCCACACAGUGGAAAAAAACCUUAGAGGAAGUGUUACCCCUCUACUCCACUCCGUCCAGGACUCCCCAGGGGUUAACUUGAGGGUUGAGAAGGUGGUAAGGAAGGCAAAUGCAAUGUUAGCAUUCAGUUCGAGAAGGAGCAGAAUAUAAAAGCGGAGGUAACGCUGAGGUAUUGGUCGGACUGCGCCGGGAGUGUUGUCCAAGGAAGGGUGUGUCGCACGGGGAGACGGUUUGGAGAUUUGUGAGAAUGAAACCGGGAGUUAAAGGGUUAACGUUGAAUGUCUUGGAGUUCAGAAGAGGGAGCUGUUUCUGGACUGGACACGGAAAGGCUGAGAUAGAGCUGAUGUCGGGAGUCCAGGAGCAGAGGGCACAGUCUUAAAAUUGAGGAACGUCCACUUAAAAGAAAUGAGGAGGAAUUUAUUUAGCCAGAGAGUGGUGAUCUAUGGCAUCCAUUGUCAUAGUUGGCUGCUCUGACAUUCGGGUAUAUUUAACGCGGAGGUUGAUAAGUUAAUUAAUAAGUAAGUCAAAAGUUAUGGCUAAUAAAUCAGCCGUAAUGGAAUGGCGGCGCGGACUAGAAGGGCCGAAUGGCAUAAUUCUGUUCCUAGCUCUUAUGGGCACACUUCCCCCAACCCCUCAGCUGCUCUCCCGAU
This is a messenger RNA of Hypanus sabinus (Atlantic stingray), 2573 nucleotides long. RefSeq lists its product as uncharacterized. NCBI's taxonomy places the organism in Eukaryota, Metazoa, Chordata, Chondrichthyes, Myliobatiformes, Dasyatidae. The transcript has 5 exons. Bases 69 to 1007 code for a protein of 312 amino acids. The record is from RefSeq and is a predicted model, not a curated record.